CCCGGAGCCGGGCGGCAGCAGCGGCCGCCGGGGCGGGCCGGGCCGGGCCUGCGCCCGCCGCUCACCUGCUUCAGCCGGGCGAUGAGCACCGUCUUCACGCCGGUGAUGUCCAGGUUGCGCCGCUUCAGCUCCGACUUGAGAAAAGGUGAUUGGACCCUGGAACGGGCUGCCCGGGGAGGUGGUGGAGCCGCUGUCCUUGAAGGUGUUUGAGGAGAGACUGGACGAGGCGCUGGUGCCAUGGUCCUGCUGACUUUGAUUUCAGCCACAGUCUACAGAAGCACAUCUGGUGUAAAUGUCAAGGAUGGCCUGAUGAAUACCCUGGCUGUGACAGCUCCCCCAGCAGUGACAGACCCACGCUCCUGGCUUUGGUGAGCAGAGAGUGACUACAUUUUCUCUACCAAGAAGUACCUUUCUGUCCCCUUUGACACAAGAGUUCAAACCAAUUAUUACGUAAAUAGGCCUUUCUUAAAUCUUUCCAUGUCUAAAUGGACUCCUGAAUGUAAUAUAGUCUAUACUCUAAAAGCGGAUAUGAAGAGUGAAGUUCCUUCUGAUGCACCAAAGAGACAGGAGAGUCUGAAGGGGAUCCUCUUGAACCCUGAGCCUAUUGGGGCAGCCAAAAGCUUCACUGCAGAAGUUGAGAUGAUUGCCAGUAAAGUAGGGAAUGAGUUCUCUCACUUGUGUGGUGAUUCUCAAAAGCAAAAGGACAUGAAUGGCAACCAUACAGACCAAGAAAAAGGUAUUGUGGUGCGAAAAAAACGCAAGAGCCAGCAGGCUGGUCCUUCAUACACUCAAAACUGUCCUGAUAAAGAAAAUAAAGGAAUCUUAGGAUUGCGACAGCAUCUAGAAACACAGAGUGAAGACAAUGAUUCUUCUUUUAGUGACUGUAUCUCAUCACCUUCAUCUAGCUUGCAUUUUGGAGACUCUGACACGGUAACAUCUGAUGAAGAAAAAGAUGCUCCUGUGAGACACCCUCAGGCAGUGUUGAAUGCUCCAAGUAGAACUCACAGUGCAAGGUCACAAAAGUGGCCUCGGACUGAGGCAGACUCUGUACCUGGGUUACUGAUGAAAAGGCCCUGUUUUCACAACAGUUCUUUAAGAAGACUUCCAUAUAGGAAGAGAGCUGUGAAAACAAGUUCUUCACAGCGGACACAGAACCAAAAAGAACGAAUUUUAAUGCAGAGGAAAAAGCGGGAAGUGUUAGCUCGAAGAAAGUACGCUUUACUCCCCAGUUCCAGCAGCUCCAGUGAGAAUGAUCUCAGUACUGAAUCUUCUUCCAGUUCAUCUACUGAAGGGGAGGAGGACUUGUUUGUGUCACCUGGUGAAAACCACCAGAAUAGCACAGCUGUUCCUUCAGGAAGUAUUGAUGAAGAUGUUGUGGUGAUUGAAGCAUCCUCCACUCCCCAAGUCACUGCUAACGAAGAAAUAAAUGUUACCUCAACAGACAGUGAAGUGGAGAUUGUCACAGUUGGUGAAAACUACAGGUCCCGCUCCGCGCUCGGGCACGCGCGCUCGCACUGGGGGCCCGGCUCCAGCUCGCACGGCGCGCGGCCGCCGGAGCAGCGCUCCCGCAGCCGGGUCUCCACCGUCAUCCAGCCCCUGAGGACGCAGAGCGCCGCCGAAGUCGUGGACCUCACCGUGGAUGAGGAUGAGCCGACAGUUGUGCCAACCACAUCAGCUCGCGUGGAGCCGCAGGCCGUGAGUUCUGCUCCCACUACCAGCUCCAGUACGUCUACCUCAGAGCAGGCCUCUGAUGCAGCUGCCAGUGUCUCCACCAGCCAGCCCUCUGCAGCACCAGAGACCACUCCCAGUCUCCCCAGUGGCAGCACUGCUGGCACUUCAGCUGGAGAUGAAAUAAGAAGAGCUGCAUCUAAUUCAACACUGGAAACUGGCCCUCCAGCCAUGCCAAGGCUACCAUCGUGCUGCCCCCAGCAUUCUCCUUGUGGAGGACCUUCACAGACUCAUCAUGCUUUGGGACACCCACAUACAAGCUGCUUCCAGCAGCAUGGCCACCACUUCCAGCAUCACCACCAUCACCACCACAACCCUCACCCAGCUGUCCCGCUGUCUCCUUCGUUCAGUGACUCCAGCUGCCCUGUGGAAAGGCCUCCUCCUGUGCCUGCCCCGUGUGGAGCAAGCAGCAGUUCUGGCACCACUUACCACGAGCAGCAGGCAUUGCCAGUAGACUUGAGCAGCAGUGGCAUCAGAAGCCACGGCAGCGGCGCUUUCCACGGAACGUCGGCGUUUGACCCGUGCUGUCCCGGCUCCUCGUCGCGCACGGCGCUCUACGGGCACCAGGCGGGCGCGGGGCCCAGCCAGGCGCUGGCCAUCGACGGCUACGGCUCGGGCAUCGUGGCACAGCCGCAGCCACAGCCGCCGCCCCCGGCCUCGCUCUCGUCCUGCCGCCACUACAUGCACUCUCCCUAUGCUUCCUUGACCAGACCUCUUCACCAUCAAGCUUCUGCAUGUCCUCACUCUCAUGGAAAUCCUCCUCCACAGCCGCAACCUCCACCUCAAGUGGAUUAUGUUAUCCCUCAUCCAGUGCAUCCCUUCCAUCCUUCAAUCUCCUCUCAUGCAUCUUCUCAUCCUGUUCCACCUCCACCCCCAACUCAUCCCCUAGCCAAUGCAGCUGCUCCGAUACCACAGCAUCUCCCUGCAGCACACCAGCCAAUAUCCCAUCACAUCCCUGCAGCAGCACCUCCAGCACAGAGGCUACACCCUCAUGAAGUGAUACAGAGGAUGGAGGUCCAGAGAAGAAGGAUGAUGCAACACCCAACACGUGCUCAUGAGCGGCCUCCUCCACAUCCUCACAGGAUGCAUCCUAAUUAUGGUCAUGGGCAUCACAUCCAUGUGCCUCAGACUAUGUCUUCCCAUCCUCGACAAGCUCCGGAGAGAUCUGCCUGGGAACUAGGAAUUGAAGCUGGUGUGACUGCAGCUACUUACCCUCCAGGGCCCUUGCAUCCUCACUUGGCCCACUACCAUGCACCUCCUCGACUGCAUCACUUGCAAAUAGGGGCUCUUCCUCUAAUGGUACCAGACAUGGCGGGCUACCCUCACAUCCGUUACAUUUCAUCGGGAUUGGAUGGAACAUCAUUCAGAGGCCCUUUCAGGGGCAAUUUUGAGGAGCUGAUUCACUUGGAGGAACGACUAGGCAAUGUUAAUCGUGGAGCAACACAGGGAACUAUAGAAAGAUGCACAUAUCCACAUAAAUACAAAAAGGUAACAACUGAUUGGUUCUCACAGAGGAAACUGCACUGCAAACAAGAUGGGGAGGAAGGAACAGAAGAAGACACAGAGGAAAAGUGCACCAUCUGUUUGUCUAUAUUGGAGGAAGGUGAAGAUGUCAGGCGCCUUCCAUGUAUGCACCUUUUCCACCAAGUGUGUGUAGAUCAGUGGUUGAUUACUAACAAGAAGUGCCCCAUUUGCAGAGUGGACAUUGAGGCUCAGCUGCCUAGUGAAAGUUGACACUGCUUUCCAGAACUCUUGUCCUCCCUCUCACUCCCUCUCAUCCUUCCUGGUACUGCAGUCAACCAAAGAUGGCAUGACUUACCUGCGCAGAUUUGGAAGCAUUGAACCCAGAGUGCUGGCUCUGCUAUAUGGUACAACUAAUGCUAGACCUACAGUUUAUGUAGAAGACAGUUGAGUUUCAGUGUAUUUAUAAAUUUGUUUUGUUUUACAUUUUUUUCUUUAAAUUCAUUACUGUAUUUUUGCAUGGUUCCUUGUAUUGCAUUUGUUUGCACAUAUUAUGGGCUUUGUGACCCCAAACUUGCAGGCGAGAUUAGCUGCUUUAGUAAGUAGAAUUGUGUGGUCUCUUUUUUUGGUUUGUUUUAUGUAGUAUCAAGCUUGGAAAGUAUGAUUUCACUCAUUACUAACCUUGAAUUCCUUAAUUUAAUCGAUCAUAUAUAUUUUAGUUUAAAUGUAUAAAGAUCAUCUAGAAAAGGAUAAUAUUAUGUAUUGAGACAUUCCUUAAUUAGGAAAAAAUGGCUGCUGUAUAUUUACAAGAUCAGUUAUGAGUCAAAUAACAUCCUUAAUACUGGGAACAGAAUAUUAUAUUCAGUUUGACUGAUACAUAUAGCAUACUCAUCACCAGAGUUUUUGUCUGAUCAGAUUUUUGUGUUUGUUUUAAAAAUUUCAGCACAAUGCAGAUAUAUUUGAAUGUCAAUAUUAAACAUUUAGACUGCUGUUCAGAUUGUAUUUAUCAUUUUCUUCUAUGUCUAGAAAUUUGAAUCCCUAACUUAAAUAUAUGCUGCUGUGAAACAGCUCUUAGUGAACACUAAAUGUUGAUUUCAGUUAGCUGGAUUGUAGAUACUUGCAGACUGAAAGAAUUAUUAGGGACAUGGAAAAAGAGCUUAGAAUCUGUUUGGUCUUCUGCUAACUUAAGUUGAAGUAUCUGCGCACAUUGAGGGUUGGUUUUAUUUGGGAUUUUUUUUUUUGCUAUGUUUUUUUGUUUAUUUGUUUGGGUUUUGUUGGUUUGUGUUUUUUUAAAAUAUAAAACCAUUCAAUAAGGACUUAAAGCUGCAGGGUUUUUGUUUGGGUUUAUAUACGUGAAUUCAUAGAAUUUCUAAGGAUUCCAGGCUUGUCUUGGGAUUUUUAUUAGAUUUAAAGUUAAUAAAGUUAGCUAAAUCCA
This is a messenger RNA of Passer domesticus (house sparrow), 4624 nucleotides long. RefSeq names its product ring finger protein 111 (gene RNF111). NCBI's taxonomy places the organism in Eukaryota, Metazoa, Chordata, Aves, Passeriformes, Passeridae. The transcript is spliced from 17 exons. The record is from RefSeq and is a predicted model, not a curated record. The coding region runs from base 478 to 3462 and encodes 994 amino acids. Gene Ontology annotation, molecular function: ubiquitin protein ligase activity. Gene Ontology annotation, biological process: ubiquitin-dependent protein catabolic process.